UUGGUGUAAAGGUAUUAAGAUGUCGUGUAGGGACAUUGUGUAGAGACAGACUGAGCUCAGACGCUUCAGAGCAAAGAUGAAAUCGCUCUUUUUUAUUUUCCUGAUGGUGGUUGGUUGUGGUGUGGCUGUGGGUCUGACUAGAGAAUAUAUUUUUCUUCCAUAUCACUUUACUUGGUAUUCUGCUCAGACAUUCUGCAGACAAUACUACAGAGAUCUGGCCACCGUCACCUCUAAUGAUGAAAACAAACGACUUUUACAAUCAGGACUCAGUAAUUAUGACAGUUGGAUCGGGCUGUACAUGUCAUCCUCAGGCACCUGGACAUGGUCUGAUGGAGAUCCUUCUCUUUUUCGGAAAUGGAAUGAUGGAUCACCUUAUUUUCAAUACAAUAACACUUGUGCUUACACAUACUAUAAUGGACUCUGGUUGAAUGGCUACUCUGAGAAUGGAAAGACUUUCUACUGCUAUCGGUUCCUGAUCCUGGUGAAGGCGAAGAAGACCUGGCAAGAAGCUCAGGAUUUCUGCAAGACUAAUUACACUGGCUUGGCCUCUGUGACCUCCGAGUGGAGCCUGAGGCAGCUGAAUCUAGAGACGGUGGGGACGGAGACAGAGAGCGUGUGGACCGGCCUGCGCUUCAUGGAUGGACAAUGGGUCUGGGUGAGCGGGGAGCAGCUGGGGAGCCUGGUCUCAAUGCCUUCAUGCCAAGAUCCAUCUUCCUGCUGUGGAGCUCUCAACACCAUGACAAACACCUUGAAGAACCAGAACUGCAAUGAGAAGAUGAACUUCGUCUGCUACUUGAAGUGAUUUUACACAAGUACACAUCUCCCUCAGGAAGAUUAUACUGUAUACUGCAUCACACAUUGUUUUUUAGAUUUCUCUAUUAAUAUUUUAGUUUAAUAUUUAGCUGGGUUUUAGGUUCUAUAAAGAGGAACCGAACAGCUGAGGAUGUUAUUUGUUGGUGGGUCAGAGUUUAUAAUAAUGUAGAAAUUUACACACAUUAUACAGUUUAUAAGUGGUGGCAUCUUGUUGUGGGGAUUCCUUUCAUCAGCAUUAUUUUCUAAUUAUGUUAAUGGACCAUUUGUUUUUAGAUUUUUAGAUUUUGUUUUACAGGAAAAUAAAUACUAGUUUAAAUGUAAAAAUAUCCAACACAAAUUCUACUUUGCCUGUAUUCAGGUUUUGGGUAAACUGUAAAUAUUGUGAUUCUAAUAGCUAAAAAUGAUCUACAUUGGGGUAUAUCUCAUUUUCAACAUUAAUGCCCAAAUUUGAUUGUUUCUUAAUAGAUUAAUGGUGACUUUUCAGAAGACAACAUGAGCAUAAAAUGUAUGACAUCAUAAAUAUUGUCAGUGAAUGUCAUGUUUUUCUGAUUGCUUUAUAGAUUGUAUGUAUCUUUGACAUCCUAGUUCUUUAUUCCUGCUAUUUGUAACUAUUUAUUCCAUAAAAAAAAUCCUGCCAAGUUUAGGAAUCAAAUAAACAGUUCAUUGAGGAUGAAUUUGUUCAGACUGGUGAAAAACUUUUGUAUACAAAAC
Hemibagrus wyckioides is the source of this 1524-nucleotide messenger RNA. RefSeq names its product macrophage mannose receptor 1-like. The transcript is spliced from 2 exons. The record is from RefSeq and is a predicted model, not a curated record. The coding region runs from base 77 to 802 and encodes 241 amino acids. Lineage: Eukaryota; Metazoa; Chordata; Actinopteri; Siluriformes; Bagridae.